AUGAGUUCUGAAGAUUUUAUUAGAGGUUCAACUGCUUUAUCUGUUGGUGACUAUGAUUAGGCUGUAGCUCUUUUGACUUAAUCAUUAGUAGCCAACUAAUCUUAUGAUGCUUUAGUUCAAAAAGCUAGGGCUUUAACUGAAUUAAAUAAUUUAGAAUCUGCUUUAGCUGACUCAACAAGUGCUAUUGCUCUUGAUGGAGCUCGUCCUGAAGCCUACUUUGUUAAAGGUACUGCUCUUUUCAGAAAGGGUGAUAUUAAGGGAGCUCAAGCUGAAUUAUAGCAUGCUUUUGAAAGAUCUUCUAGCUCACUUUAAAAUGUAGUAAAAAGAUGGUUAAAUAAAUGUGAAGCUGAACUUUCUAACAAGGAUUUCAAAGGUUCUGUCCCUGUUUCAGCUUCUUCAACCAAUACCACCAAUACCACUACUACUACCACCACCACAACUAACACAACAACUUCAAACACUACUGAAGAAGUAAAGCACUCUGAUAAGCCUAAGGUUGCAGACAUUUUGAGUGGAACUGGUAAGAUUGCUUACACUUGGUAUUAGACCACUAAGAGCGUUGGUAUUGAAAUUAAUCACUCACUUUAAAGAAAGGAAGACUUAAAGACCAUAUUCGAAGCUAAGAAGGUCGAUAUUUCUUUCCCCAUUGGAAAUGGAUCUGAUUAUGAUUUGACAUUAGAUUUGUUUGACGAAAUCGUCCCUGAAACAGUUAAAGUAACUGUCCAUUUGUCUAAGAUAGAAAUUGUCAUGGAAAAGAAGAAACCUGAUCAAAGUUGGAAGAGCUUAAAUGGUACUGUUAAGUUUGAAGAAAUCCCUACUGCCAAAACCGAAACUAACUAGACUGAAGCCAAGAAGGUUGUUGUGUAGGCCGCUAAUCCCCCAUCUUACCCCACAUCCUCUCUCAAGAAAAAAAAUUGGGAUAAGAUUGACAUGGAAAUUGAGGAAGACAUGAAAAAAAAUAAGAGCGAAUACUUGAUCAGCGAUGAUCCUAUGAAGGGUAUUUUCAAAUAAAUUUAUGAUGCUUCUGAUGAAAACACUAAGAGAGCCAUGAUGAAAUCAUAUCUUACUUCAGGUGGUACUGUCUUAUCCACAAACUGGGACGAAGUAAAAGAUAAGGACUACGAAGGUAAAGAUAGACCCGAAGCUCCCAAAGGCCAAGAAUGGAGAAAGUGGGAAAAAUGA
Molecule: messenger RNA, 1182 nt
Organism: Tetrahymena thermophila SB210
Lineage: Eukaryota; Ciliophora; Oligohymenophorea; Hymenostomatida; Tetrahymenidae
Product: SGS domain protein
Exons: 4
Molecular function (GO): protein-folding chaperone binding
Source: RefSeq, a predicted model, not a curated record